Messenger RNA from Blumeria graminis f. sp. triticale, 1680 nucleotides. The record is from the annotation of a GenBank genome assembly. Lineage: Eukaryota; Fungi; Ascomycota; Leotiomycetes; Helotiales; Erysiphaceae.
AUGCAAAAGAUAGAAGAUAAGACCCCACUGAAUCGUCGGAAAAGUAUAAUACUAAUCGAAGAAUUCCCUAAUACAUUUUCAACUUCUUCCUGUACACUAAGAUCUUUUCGAUCAUCUAUAUUGCAGUAUCUCAUUUCCAACACACCAUCUUCUUCGAAAUAUAAAAAUACUUCCAGUAAUUUUAUAGUUCCCGUGAUCCUAAUUGUAUCAGAGACUCGGCUGACCACAUCUACAUCCUCGGCAGACAGUUUCACAGCUCACCGUCUUCUAGGACCAGAUAUCCUCCAGCAUCCAGGACUCGAGACCAUAGAAAUGAAUCCAAUAGCUCCUACUUUUAUGAUUAAGGCCCUCGAAACAAUUGUUCAGAAAGAAUCUAGAAAAUCUGGAAGGAAGAAAACCCCAGGAACAGAAGCUUUAAAGAGGCUAGGGGAAGUUGGGGAUAUAAGGAGCGCUAUUUCAUCCCUCGAAUUUCUCUGCCUACGAGGUGACAUUGAUGGAGACUGGAGUGCGAGUGUAGAAUUUGCUAAAAAUAAAAAGAGCAACAGAAACGUUCCGUUAAGCACAAGGGAAAGGGACAGCCUAGACCUCAUCACUCAACGAGAAGCUAGUUUAGGGAUUUUUCAUGCCGUUGGUAAAGUUGUUUACAAUAAACGGGAAGAAUUACCUCCAAUCUCAUCUACUAACAACAAUCCCGAACGUCUCCCUGAAUUCUUAUCGACAUACUCGCGACCUCGAAGAUCUCUUGUCUCCAUUAAUGAAUUGAUAGAUGAGACUGGUACUGAUACCCAAACAUUUAUUGCCACUCUCCACGAGAAUUAUGUCCUUUCAUGCAAUGCAUCUCCAGCCUGUUUCGAAUUUACGUCUCUUGAUCACAUUAAUGGAUGUAUUGAUGCCAUAUCCGAUAGUGAUCUUCUGUAUCCUUCUUGGUACGGCUCUAGUAAAUCUAAUGGAUUUAAUGGAAGUAGAACUGGAGUUUGGACAUCUAGUGACCUUCUCCGACGAGAUGAAAUUAGUUUUCAAGUUGCAGUAAGAGGACUUCUUUUUUCCCUUCCACAGCCCGUCACUCGAAUAGCUCCGGCCGCUGGCGGCUUGCGAUCUGGGAAGUCUGGAGAAGCACAUAGCAUGUUUUAUCCGACUGGCUUGAAGCUUGGAAAAGUAAGAGAAGAAAUUGAGGGAACCAUUGAUAUUUUGUUUAAUCGACUUUUGAAAAAUGAUGAGUAUACCAACUUUAAUAUAGCAGAAUCGCAAACUACACACAAAAAUAAUUCCAAAACAGACGAGGCUUCAAAGCCAUUCGUUUCCACGCAACAUAAUGAAUUGUCUGGCUUUAAGCCGCUUACAUUGUCUGGUAGUUUAACGCGGAGUGGGAUUCUGUUAGAACGUCUUCCGUUUAUGACCAAAAUACUCAAGUCAAGAAGAUAUCCGACAGGUAUCAUCACAGAGAUAAAACAAAUGGAGAAGGUCACUAUUUUCACAGGUAUUGCUCAUAACGAGCAAAUCAAUGUCGAAGAUUUUGAUGGCGACGAGGUCGGUGAAAAUUGGGCUACGGACGAGCCAGGUGAUGGUAAGUCAUCGCGUCAAGAUACUUUAAUGAAAAGAGGAGCAGGCAAUGCCGUCGGUCUUCCAGUAAAAUUAGUUGAGUCCAAGCUAGUUUUAAUUGAUGAUGAUAUUGAAGACUAG